This is a messenger RNA of Phytophthora nicotianae INRA-310, 1128 nucleotides long. RefSeq lists its product as hypothetical. Lineage: Eukaryota; Oomycota; Peronosporomycetes; Peronosporales; Peronosporaceae. The coding region runs from base 1 to 1128 and encodes 375 amino acids. The transcript has a single exon. The record is from RefSeq and is a predicted model, not a curated record.
AUGCCGCUAACACGCAUCGCCCGCAUGGUCUACGAAGAUGAAGACGACGACGAGUGGCUGGAUGAGUCGACCAGCAUCAUGUUUGCCAUGGCAGCUGAGGGAGAACGUAUCCGGAAGUCUCGCCAGCGUGGCAGGAGCAGCCUCACAAGAGCUGAUCUCCCGCGAAAUCCGCGUCAUGGGACAUCAUGGGAAUGCAUAUACGCUGCUGGCAACGACGCCGCGUUUAUCAUCACUACUGGAUUUGAUGUUGCGAGCUUCCACUCCCUGCUCAGACCGUUUACUGAGGUCUGGGACCGUGUGCCGAUUCCUCGGAGUGACGUUGAUAUUGAAGGAGUAAGUCGGCCCUCACGCCGCUCACUAUCGCCUACUGGAGCUCUCGCGCUGGUCCUACACUUCCUGAACUCUACGAUGGCUGAACUCUCUCUUCAGGAGAUAUUUGGUCUCACGCCAAGUGUUUGUAGCCGCUACGUGAACUUUGGACUGAGAAUUCUCCUCGAAACAUUGAAGAUAACGCCGGAAAGAAGGAUUGAAUGGCCCAAGAUCCCUGCAAAGUUUGCGUACUACGCUGAGCUUAUUGCAGCUCGCCAUCCAAGUCUUCACGGCGCAUUUUGUUCCAUCGAUGGAGUAAAGAUUCCAGUUGCUGAAUCAUUGGACGAAGACACUCAAAACUCCCAGUACAACGGAUGGACAUGUUCGCAUUACUGCUCGUCCGUUUUCGUGUUUGCACCAGAUGGAGCAAUUCUUUGUGCACUUUUGAAUGCCCCUGGAAGCUGGCAUGAUGCUGCUGUGGCACAAGACUUGUACGGCAAACUACUGAACAAGACUCCCGAGGGAUAUUUUGCUAUCGCUGACUCUUCGUUCCCGAGGUCUCGCCGAGGUCUCUCCAGUCGAAUUAAAACACCUCUAAAGAAGCGAUCUCGUCAGCCGCGCAUCCUACGAGAACAGGGGCUGCUUGAUGGAUUGGAAGUGCUGCUGGAUAUAAAUCGAGAGCUAGUAUCUGUUCGUCAAGCUGCUGAAUGGGGAAUGCGAUCUUUACAUGGUUCGUUUGCAAGGCUCAAAUUGCCUCUGCCUGCCGAUGAUGGCGAAUAUCGAGCCAUUGUUCUCGAAACCUGCGCUCGCCUUCACUAA